AGCAGAGCUGGGAAUAACUGGGCCAGAGGGAGCCGAGCUGGUUGACUCAGUCCUGGAUGUGGUGAGGAAGGAGUCAGAGAGCUGUGACUGUCUCCAGGGCUUCCAGCUGACCCACUCUCUGGGGGGCGGCACCGGGUCCGGGAUGGGCACCCUGCUCAUCAGCAAGAUCCGGGAAGAGUACCCAGACCGCAUCAUGAACACCUUCAGCGUCAUGCCCUCACCCAAGGUGUCAGACACGGUGGUGGAGCCCUACAACGCCACCCUCUCUGUCCACCAGCUGGUGGAAAACACAGAUGAAACCUACUCCAUUGAUAACGAGGCCCUGUACGACAUCUGCUUCCGCACCCUGAAGCUGACCACCCCCACCUACGGGGACCUCAACCACCUGGUGUCGGCCACCAUGAGCGGGGUCACCACCUGCCUGCGCUUCCCGGGCCAGCUGAACGCAGACCUGCGCAAGCUGGCGGUGAACAUGGUGCCCUUCCCGCGCCUGCACUUCUUCAUGCCCGGCUUCGCGCCCCUCACCAGCCGGGGCAGCCAGCAGUACCGCGCGCUCACGGUGCCCGAGCUCACCCAGCAGAUGUUCGACUCCAAGAACAUGAUGGCCGCCUGCGACCCGCGCCACGGCCGCUACCUGACGGUGGCUGCCAUCUUCCGCGGCCGCAUGUCCAUGAAGGAGGUGGACGAGCAGAUGCUCAACGUGCAGAACAAGAACAGCAGCUACUUCGUGGAGUGGAUCCCCAACAACGUGAAGACGGCCGUGUGCGACAUCCCGCCCCGCGGCCUGAAGAUGUCGGCCACCUUCAUCGGCAACAGCACGGCCAUCCAGGAGCUGUUCAAGCGCAUCUCGGAGCAGUUCACGGCCAUGUUCCGGCGCAAGGCCUUCCUGCACUGGUACACGGGCGAGGGCAUGGACGAGAUGGAGUUCACCGAGGCCGAGAGCAACAUGAACGACCUGGUGUCCGAGUACCAGCAGUACCAGGACGCCACGGCCGACGAACAGGGGGAGUUCGAGGAGGAGGAGGGUGAGGACGAGGCUUAAGAACUUCUGAAAUCAAUCGUGCAUCCUUAGUGAACUUCUAUUGUCCUCAAGCAUGGUCUUUCUACUUGUAAACUAUGGUGCUCAGUUUUGCCUCUGUUAGAAAAAUUCACACUGUUGAUGUAAUGACGUGGAACUCCUCUAAACAUUACGGUAUUGUCUGUGAAGGUAUCUAUACUAAUAAAAAAGCAUGUGUAGAAA
Messenger RNA from Piliocolobus tephrosceles (Ugandan red Colobus), 1240 nucleotides. RefSeq names its product tubulin beta-2A chain. NCBI's taxonomy places the organism in Eukaryota, Metazoa, Chordata, Mammalia, Primates, Cercopithecidae. Bases 143 to 1042 code for a protein of 299 amino acids. The transcript has a single exon. Gene Ontology annotation, molecular function: structural constituent of cytoskeleton; GTP binding; GTPase activity. Gene Ontology annotation, cellular component: microtubule. Gene Ontology annotation, biological process: microtubule-based process. The record is from RefSeq and is a predicted model, not a curated record.